Messenger RNA from Sciurus carolinensis (gray squirrel), 765 nucleotides. Its product is annotated as basic proline-rich protein-like. NCBI's taxonomy places the organism in Eukaryota, Metazoa, Chordata, Mammalia, Rodentia, Sciuridae. The record is from RefSeq and is a predicted model, not a curated record. The transcript has a single exon. Bases 1 to 765 code for a protein of 254 amino acids.
AUGUCAGGCGGGGCGGCGCCACGGCCGGGCGGCCGCGCACACGGGCCAGGGGGACAGCGGUGGACACCUGGCCGGGCCUGUGCCGGGCCUCGCCGCAGACCCUGUGCCUGGACCCCCGCAGCAGACCCUGGGCCCCGACCCCGGACCCCGCCGCAGACCCUCCUCGGUCCCGGACCCCCACCCUCAGACCACCUGGGCCCCAGACCCACCUGUGCCCAGGGACCCCUGCCCCCACAGCCAACCUGUGCUCCAGAAGCCCUCUGCCCCAGGACCUCACCUGUGCCCCAGGACACCUCCACCUGCAGACCGCACCUGGGCCCCGCCACAGACCUACCUGUGCCCAGAGACCGCUGCCCGGAGACCACCUGUGUCCACAGACCCACCUGUGCCCCAGAACCCCUCACCCACAGACUCCACAGGACCUUCACCUACAGACCCCGCCUCCCCACGAUUCUCUCUGGGGCUCCUUCUAGGCAGAUCCCACCUGGGCCCUCUGUGCCUCCUCAGUGCUCAGACCUAGGCCGCAGGGACCCCUCAGCCAAAAGAGGAAAGCCCCAAUGCCCCACCUUGGUCCUGCCUGCAGAUCCCAGGCCACCUGGACUCAUCAGCUGGCCACUUCCCAGUUGCUCCAAGCCUAAGGCCUUUCCCAGCCUUAGCCCACUUUUUCAGACCCACCAUCUGGAGGGUCUCAACUCCCUCAUCCUCACCUCCAUCCCAUCCCCAAAUUUUCCAAAUCUUCACUUAAGAAUUCUAGUCUCCAGGUAG